GGGUCAGACCGCGCAUGCGCAGUAGUCAGGGGGGUCCUCUGCGCCUCAAACAUGGCCGAGCUGUUGCGGCCAGGAUGCUGAGAUUUUCCGUGGGAUGGGAGGACUGCGGGCGGCCAUGGCAAGGCUGGCAGACUACUUCAUAGUGGUGGGCUACGACCAUGAGAAGACGGCCUCUAGUGAAGGAUUGGGCAAAAUAAUUCAAAGGUUUCCUCUGACGGACUGGAGCGAAACGCCGUUCCCACAAGGGAUUGAACUGUUUUGUCAACCGGCAGGAUGGCAGCUGUCUCGCGAGAGGAAACAACCCACCUUCUUCGUCGUGGUUUUAACGGACAUCGACUCGGACCGCCACUAUUGCGCAUGUCUGACAUUUUAUGAGGCUGAAAUCAACUUGCAGGGAACAAAGCACGAUCACAGCGAUGGAGAUGAUGAGGAUUCUGGCCUAAUUCAACCCGCGCAGAUUUUUGCUCCUAAAUGUUUGGUGCUGGUUUCCAGAUUAGAUUAUCCCGAGAUUUUCAGGGCCUGCCUGGGACUCAUCUACACCGUCUAUGUGGACAAUCUGAAUGUCUCUCUGGAAAAUCUGGUGGCUAAUCUGCUGACAUGUAUCAUUCCGUCUGCCGGGGGUUCCCAGAAACUCUUUUCGUUGGGUGCCGGAGACCGCCAGCUGAUCCAGACCCCUCUGUACGAAAGCCUGCCAGUGACGGGAACCAGCGUCGCCCUCCUCUUCCAGCAGUUAGGAAUCCAAAACGUUCUCAGCCUCCUCUGUGCGGUGCUUACCGAAAACAAAGUCCUCUUCCAUUCCUCCAGUUUCCAGCGCCUCAGUGAUGCAAGCCGGGCGUUAGAAGCGCUCAUGUACCCUCUGAAAUACAGCUAUCCCUACAUUCCAAUCCUUCCAGCGCAGCUUCUCGAGGUCUUAAGCUCCCCAACGCCGUUCAUUAUCGGGGUCCAUUCUGUCUUCUGCUCCGAGAUCCAUGACCUGCUCGAUGUGAUUAUAGCAGACCUGGAUGGAGGUACAAUCAAAAUUCCGGAAUGUAUCCACCUCUCUGUGCUGCCGGAGCCCCUCUUCCAGCAGAUACAGACUUCCCUCUCCCUUGUUCUGCAUCCGGAUCUAGAAGUUGCAGAUUAUGCCUUCCCUCCUCUACGCUCAACUUUGUCUCAUGUAAAAAUGCUGGAUAAAGAAGUGCGCGCCAUCUUCCUGCGAUUAUUCGCUCAGAUAUUUCAGGGAUAUCGCUCCUGCCUUCAGCUCAUCAGGAUACAUUCAGAGCCGGUCAUCCACUUCCACAAGGCUGCGUUCCUGGGCCAGCGCGGCUUGAUAGAGAACGACUUUCUCACUAAAAUCCUGAAUGGGAUGUCCUUUGCUGGCUUCGUGUCCGACCGCGGCCCUCCGUACCGAUCCUGCGAUCUCUUCGAUGAGCUGGUGUCGUAUGAAGUGGAAAGAAUUAAAGAUGAGGAAAACUACAGCCCCCAGGAAACACUCAAGCGCAUCAAGGAGCUUGCCGAACAACUCUUUAAAAACGAAAAUCCCAAUCCCCAUAUGGCAUUUCAGAAAGUCCCAAAACCAACGGAGGGGUCUCAUUUGCGCGUUCACGUACUCCCCUUCCCCAAGAUCAAUGACCUCAGAGUCCAGGAACUGAUCCAAGAUGGAAUCCACAAGAACCAGAAUUCUACCCAGGCCACUCGCAUAGAGAAGAAGUGUAUUGUCCCCGCCGGCUCCCCUGUUGUCUCUAUAGUAGACAAGGUCAGCUCCGUUUUUAACAGUGCCCGACGACUGGAAGUGGUUCGGAAUUGCAUCUCAUACAUCUUUGAAAACAAAAUACUGGAAACAGAAAAGUCUCUACCAGCCGCCCUCCGUGCACUGAAGGGAAAAGCUGCUAGGCAAUGCCUAACGGAGGAACUCGGUCACCAUGUUCAGCAGAACCGCGCCAUCCUCAACCACCAGCAGUUUGAUUACGUCAUCCGGAUGAUGAACUGCACACUCCAGGAUUGCUCCAACUCUGAGGAAUAUAAUAUAGCAGCUCAACUACUUCCACUGGCCACCGCCUUCUGUAGGAAACUGUCUCCCGGGCUCAGCCAGUUCGCCUACACCUGUGUCCAGGAUCACACCAUAUGGACCAAUCAGCAGUUCUGGGAGACGACGUUUUAUAACGAUGCUCAGAACCAAGUGCGAUCCCUCUACCUGACCUCUAAAAAUGCCAAUCAGGAGCCGGAUUCCAAUCCUAAGGAGAACGGAGUGGAGAGUUCAGACGAGGAGAACACAGUGAUGGACAUCGCUGCCGAGCAGUUACGUCAUUGGCCGUCACUCAGCAAGCAGCAGCAAAUGGAACUGGUGCAGAGCGAGGAAAGCACCGUCUUUAGCCAGGCCAUCCACUUUGCUAACCUUAUGGUGUACCUCCUAGUUCCGCUAGACACCAGCAAGAACAAGUUGCUGCGGACCUCUGCCGCCGCGGACUGGGAGAGUGGCAGCAAUAGUAUUGUCACCAACAGCAUUGCCGGCAGUGUUGCGGAGAGCUACGACACAGAGAGUGGGUUUGAGGAUUCGGAGAGCGAUAUUGCCAACUCGGUGGUGCGAUUUAUCACAAGAUUUAUUGACAAAGUCUGCACGGAGAGUGGGGUGACCCAAGAUCACAUCAAGAGCCUGCACUGCAUGAUCCCAGGUAUUGUAGCUAUGCACAUCGAGACCCUAGAGGCCGUACAUCGAGAGAGCAGGAGGUUACCACCAAUCAAGAAGCCCAAAAUCCUCAGACCAGCCUUGCUUCCUGGGGAAGAAUUUGUCUGUGAAGCUUUGCGUGUGCUCUUGGACCCCGACGGAAGAGAAGAGGCGACUGGAGGAAUGUUAGGAGGACCUCACAUCCUGCCAGCAGAGGGCGCUCUCUUCCUUACCACAUAUCGCAUCAUUUUUAAAGGCACUCCACAUGACCCAUUAGUGGGCGAGCAGACCGUAAUACGCAGCGUCCCCAUCGCAUCCAUAACCCGAGAGAAGAAGAUCAACAUCCAGAACCACCUACAGCAGAACAUGCAGGAAGGACUCCAGAUUCGAUCGGCCACUUUCCAGCUGAUUAAAGUAGCAUUUGAUGAGGAGGUCAGCCCGGAGAUGGUGGACCUUUUCAAGAAGCAACUGACGAAGUUCCGCUACCCCGUCUCCAUCUUCAGCAUGUUCGCUUUCGCUGCAGGACAGGCGGCGCCCCCUAUCGUCCUUCCGAAGCAGAAGGAAAAAAACACCUCUUUCCGGACACUUUCUAAAACCAUUGUAAAAGGGGCCAAACGUGCCGGGAAGAUGACAAUCGGACGGCCAUACGUUGCCAAAAAGAAGACUGGAACCAUUAUUGAGGAGCGAGGCAGCCGCAAUGAAGAGGACGACAUUUCUGUUUCAGAUGAUAAUGAGCUGCCGAGCGGAACCUUGAAAGCGUCGGAGAAGUCCACCAUGGAGCAGCUAGUGGAGCGGGCCUGUUUCCGGGACUACCAGCGCCUGGCCUUGGGGACCAUCAGCGCCAGCUCCACGCGGAUCAAGUCCGAACAUUUCCGAGUGACGGCCAUGAACAGGAUGUACUCCCUGUGCCGGAGUUACCCCGGUCUUCUUGUUGUGCCGCAGUUGGUACAGGACAGCAGUCUGCAGAAAGUUGCCAGGUGUUAUCGCCAUAACAGACUGCCGGUGGUCUCCUGGAAAAACGCCAAAACAAACGCUCUCCUUCUUCGGUCUGGGGGCUUCCAUGGAAAGACUGUGGUUGGGCUCUUUAAAUCACAGAAUACGCACCCUGCUGCUCCAGCCUCAUCUCUUGAGUCAUCAAGCAGCAUCGAGCAGGAAAAGUAUUUACAGGCUUUGCUGAAUGUUAUCUCUGUCCACUACAAGUCCAAUGCAGGAAGCACCAUGACCAUCAGGCCUACCCUGGCCCUAUCACCAGGCAGUGCCAGAAAGAGCUACCGAAUGAGCAGUAUGGUUAAACAUGUUGUGCCAGGACACUUGGAUGGCAGUCCGUCCAAUAGCUUUUCCCGAGGAGUCCUUGGGUUACACCCAACUGCUAAGGCAAGGAUACAUGCUGCAGGCGUUUGGGCCAGCCUGCGCUCAAGCAAUCGCCUAAUCACCACCCAGACACCGCUUAUUGAUGUUGGCGCCCGGCUAGCAGGAAAGGAUCACGGAGCUUCAUACAGCGACCAGACCUCACUACAGAACAGCCUGCUAAAGCGCCAGGCCGCGCUCUACAUCUUUGGUGAAAAAUCUCAGUUGAGGGGUUUCAAGUUUGACUUUGCCUUGAACUGUGAGUUUGUACCGGUUGAGUUUGGUGACAUUCGACAAGUGAAGACCAGUUUUAAGAAGCUAAUGAGAGCCUGUGUGCCGAGCAGUGUCCCCGGGGACUCGGAUGCCACUUUUUUCAAGUCAUUGGCUGAUUCGGAGUGGUUCCUACAGAUGCACAGAAUAAUCCAACUGUCUGUUAUUGUGUCGGAGCUGAUGGAGUGCGGAUCCUCAGUGAUGAUCAGCCUGGAGGACGGCUGGGAUAUCACCACACAGAUCAUCUCUCUUGUGCAACUGCUGGGAGAUCCGUAUUACCGCACGUUGGAGGGUUUCCGCAUGUUGAUUGAGAAGGAGUGGCUUUCAUUCGGCCAUAAAUUCAGCCAGCGAAGUAACUUGUCCCUUAACAGUCAGGGUAGCGGCUUUGUGCCCAUCUUCCUGCAGUUUCUGGAUUGCGUGCACCAGAUACACAAUCAGUACCCCACGGAGUUCGAGUUCAAUCGUUACUAUCUCAAGUUCUUGGCAUUCCAUCACGUCUCCAACCGCUUCAAGACCUUCCUGCUGGACUCGGACUACGAGAGGCUGGAACACGGCACCCUGUUUGAAGAUAAAGGAGACAAACGCACAAGGAAAGGUUUGUGUAUCUGGGAAUAUAUCGAGAGGGCGCACCGGAAGAGUCCCGUCUUCUUCAACUAUUUGUACGCACCGACCAAACUGGAGGCGUUAAAACCAAGUGCCAACAUCUCCACCCUGAGGAAGUGGGAGUACUACACCGAGGAAACGUUGGCAUUGGGACCGUCCUACGAUUGGACGGCAUCCCCUUCUCGAUUACACGCCCCCGAGGAGCCAGUUGAAGAAACAUCACAGCAAGGAAGAAGGAAGGUGGUAUGGCCGUGUUAUGACGACGUCAGCAAAGUACAGCCGGACGCCAUAACGCAUCUUAUGAAUGAAAUCGAGAGACUGGAGAGCGCCUUGAGUCAGAGUUCAGAGCGAUGGCAGCUUCUGUGGGAGAAGACGAAGGUGAAAUCCAAGGAGGACGCCAAGACGGAGAUUAGGAAAACUUCCAACUUGAUGUCCCCCAACCUGCAGUCUUAUCAGAAGACAUCCAUGGUCCAUCUCCCAGAUAGUGGCAUAGGGGAGGAUCAGCAGCACAUGACGUCCUCGCCCCCCAAUGGGGUGGAUCGGAGAUCAGCUACACUGUACAAUCAUUUUACCUCCAAGAACGAGGAGAACAGAUCAUUUGAAGGGGUUUUGUAUAAGAGGGGCGCUCUGCUGAAGGGCUGGAAACCUCGCUGGUUUGUCCUGGAUGUCACCAAGCAUCAGCUCCGGUAUUACGACUCCGGUGAGGACACGAACUGUAAGGGGCACAUCGACCUUGCCGACGUCGAGAUGGUUGUUCCUGCAGGGCCAACAAUAGGAGUGCCAAAACACGCCAGUGAGAAGGCUUUCUUCGAUGUAAAAACCAGCAAGCGGGUGUACAGUUUCUGCGCUCAGGACGCACAAAGUGCCCAGCAGUGGAUGGACAAGAUCCAGAGCUGUAUAUCGGACGCGUAGGAUGCCAUACAGACUGCCGUCUCUGGGAUAGCGCUAGCCAUAUCUCCUCUUGUUACAAGAAGGAGUUUUUAUUUUUAUUUUUUUUUGUAUUGUGCAGUUUUGAAGGACCUCUUCCUUUCAGGUAGCCAACAUCUUCAGAACGUUACAGGGCACUCAGAAGUUCCUCUUUGUGGGGUCAGCUUGGAGAAUUCCUCCUCCCUUGUAGCGCCAAGGCAGCUUACUGGGGGGCACUCCGCAAGUAUUAUUACAUUGUUACAGGUGAAGGUCACACUUUGGGAGCUUAAAAUGUAUCUCCACCUUUCUAAGAACGCCUUUAUCUUAUGACAGGGCUGUGGCAUCAUCAAUAAGUAAUAUGUAUUUCCAGUCUUGAUCCUUCAUGUUGGCACAGGGGGUUUGAAGUAUUUGGUUUGUCCGGUGGGAAAGGUUCACCUUUUUAUAUUUGCCAAGGGUCUUCUACAGCAAGUUCUUAUAGAUCUGGUUAGGCCUGCUGUAAGAAAUCAUAGGGCCCGUCAGUCUGCCUGACAGAACCCAAGCCUGCCACCACCUCAUUAUCUCACACCUACAAAUUACAUGGUGGGCUCUGAAGCAUGCUCCUGGCAUACGUAGCUAUGGAGAAAGAAGUCGCACAAAUCAAUCAGCGUUAGUUAGAACAUCCAUUCUCAACCACGGUUCCAUGGAACUCUAGGGGUGGAUAAGGGUUCCUUAAGACGUGGCUGACCUCCCGUCUGAUGGUGCCAGCAUAGUUCCUGGUGCAACACCACUUGGCAGAGCCAGCGGCAUGGCUGCAAGAGAGUCAUCCUGGACACCAUUGUAAUGAAAAUAAAACUGGGAUGCCUCCAAAGAUGAGGAGAAAAAAAUAGGCCACGGGAGAGUUUAAGGUGUAGUUGUUUAUCAAAUAAUUAGAUGAAAUAUAGGAAGAGAAAGUAAAAUGUGAUGGGGUACUUACAUCUGUGAGGUUGUUGAGCUCCCCAACGGGAGAAUCAGACAACCUAGGGUGGUGAUGGUGAACCUUGGCACCCCAGAUGUUUGGGAACUACAUUUCCCAUGAUGCUCGUGCACUCUUCAGUGUAGUUGAGCAUCAUGGGAAAUGUAGUUCCAAAACAUCUGGGGUGCCAAGGUUUUCUCCAUCACUAUCCUGAAAUAUGACUGUCCCCGCACAGAGAAAGUUUGUACUUGGUGGGUCCGCUCUGCGGUCUCAGGAUUCAAAGUAUGAGGUCUUUGAGCCCCCCAAAAAAUGGUAAAGUGAUGUCGGCAGAGGCACCCGAAUGUGAAGGAAAAGUGGACUUUCCAUAAAUUUUGAUAUAUAUCGCUUACAGAAAAGUACAAACAAAAAAAAAAAAA
This is a messenger RNA of Rana temporaria (common frog), 7117 nucleotides long. RefSeq names its product SET binding factor 2 (gene SBF2). The record is from RefSeq and is a predicted model, not a curated record. Bases 95 to 5776 code for a protein of 1893 amino acids. The transcript is spliced from 42 exons. NCBI's taxonomy places the organism in Eukaryota, Metazoa, Chordata, Amphibia, Anura, Ranidae.